Microsporum canis CBS 113480 is the source of this 1977-nucleotide messenger RNA. RefSeq lists its product as hypothetical. The coding region runs from base 1 to 1977 and encodes 658 amino acids. The record is from RefSeq and is a predicted model, not a curated record. The transcript has 4 exons. NCBI's taxonomy places the organism in Eukaryota, Fungi, Ascomycota, Eurotiomycetes, Onygenales, Arthrodermataceae.
AUGGGACUAUCAGAGGCAUAUGACUAUUUGACCAGCUUCAGCGAAGGAAAGCAAAUACUUCAGGCGACAGUCUUCGGUCGUCGUCCUCUUCUCAAGAUGUCUUUCAUUCAGCUGUGCUGGCACCGAAGAAAGUCAGAAAUUCCCGGCAUCAGUACAGACAACAAGGAGGGGUCGGUGCAAGCUUCGGUGAGAUCAAGCGAAGUGUGCGGUGACCAACCGCCUGUCAUUCAGUUGGCACGAACCAGCACGAUAAACCUGGUGGCACAGAUGCAGCCUCACCUUUCUUCAGUGGACAGAGCUGCCGAAGAACAUCCAACAAUACCACCCCGCUCUCCAGGCCGGCCGGCACCGCAGGACGGAGAGCCUACUCAGCCCGCUACAGGGCUUACGAUUCACCGCAAUACCGCGUCGAUGAACCUUUCCGUCACCACCGGGGGAGGAGGAGUGUAUAAUGGCAUGGGUAUAUCGAGUAAGACGAGCAGCCAUACAGCCCUGUCGGAGAGAUCCAAUCAAACCGUCAACCAUGACCCGACCAAGCGAGCCACGAGCCCAAUCGAGACGGUAGGCCCAGCAAUGCCGUCUGAGGCCGAAUCGAACCCGUUUUCGGACAGCAAAGCCAUGAUGGCAUCAUGGGAAGGGUCGCGCAGUGUCCUUGUCCCUCGAGGAUCGUCCCAAUGCUUCGGUCACGAAACAGAGAACUCAAACGGUAGCUACUAUAGCCGUGACCAGGGAGAAGCCCCCAGAGGUGAUAGGCAGUCCGGGAGGAGGAGUGAUAGCAGCCACUCCUCGACUUCGGUGAGUUUUCGAUUAAUUGGUGGGAAUAGAGAAGAGCGAAGGGAGCUGAUUAGGUCGCAAUCCCUUCUUAAAUUCAAUGCAUCGGCUGAAUAUUUCGGGUUGAGUGCCAUUAUACCGACGGAGAUGCCACAAAUGUCAGCUCUAGUUGCUGAAAAUGACAAACCCGCAAGGCAAACCUCGCUACUCAGCAGGCUGCGUAAAGUCAAAUCUAACCUGACAGUUAAGCGAAAGGAUACCAGCAAGCACACCUUGCGGCGUAUCAAGACCAUGGCAAAUAUGAACACUCAGGCCCAGUAUGGCAUGCUCGAAGGGAAGGCCAUUGAAGACCUCGCACGCCUCGGGGGGGAGAGUAUUCUCACUUUCCCUUCCGAAUACGAACCAGGGGUCCUUCGGCUUCCCACUUGCAUAGCAGCUCCAGUGUACUUCUUGUUGCAGCAUGGUACUUCUGCACCGUACGGAUACGGAAGCGCGUGUGAUGAACUGGUUGUCUCGGCGCUGUAUGGCCACUAUGCACAGCAGAUAGUCAGAGCAGAACGAGCAAAGGACACGAUCAACAGAACGACAAGAUCAGUCCGCCUUCCAUCCGGCUAUGUCUAUAAGUGUGCGCGGACAAAGGGUGACGCCCAUGUCCAGGACAUAUCCACAGUUCUCAGGCAUUUCCUCUGCGAGCUGCCUGGUGGUAUCCUGGGCUCGUCGCAUCUGUACAGCAUCCUGGUGAAGGUACACGACCAGAGCUUUUCUGAGGCGAAAGAAUCGCGGGAUCCAGGCCGAAAAGAAUACAUCAAAGGCAUGGCCGCUCCCUUGGCCGCAAAGGUCCGGAUGACUUCUCUGGCGCUGCUGUCACUGGCAACAGACAUGCAGCUGGAGUUAAUAUGUGCCAUUUUUGGCCUCCUCGCGCUGACUGCAGACGAGUGUGCAGACAGGAAGACCGUCCAUCAGUAUCUCCACGCUCCCGGCACAGCAUCAUGCGACUUUUGUUUGACGCUGCCCACUCCGCGUACGUUGGGACGAGUGUUUGGCUCCUUUUUACACGACGUGAAGGGCGUCCGCGAGCUCCAGCCGUCGGUGCAGUUUAAGCUGGCGGAGGGGACGAAGUCAGCGGACGUGGCGACGAUGCUGAUUGAGCUGUGGAAAGACAUUUCGACACAGCUUCGCAUGUGGGGAGUUCUCGAGAGUACAUGA